This is a messenger RNA of Hordeum vulgare subsp. vulgare (domesticated barley), 1071 nucleotides long. RefSeq lists its product as uncharacterized. Gene Ontology annotation, biological process: transcription elongation by RNA polymerase II. Lineage: Eukaryota; Viridiplantae; Streptophyta; Magnoliopsida; Poales; Poaceae. The record is from RefSeq and is a predicted model, not a curated record. Bases 292 to 579 code for a protein of 95 amino acids. Gene Ontology annotation, cellular component: nucleus; elongin complex. The transcript has 5 exons.
AUUUUGCUGAUCAUAUUUGCCUUACUUGUAUGAAUCUCUGGCGAUGAUCUAAUUGAUUGGAAUUAUUUUAAUCAUUCGUAAUGUUUGUGUUGUUGCCAUGUUGGAGCAGUCGCACAGUGAGGUUGCUAAGAGCUGAUAAGGGGAAGGCGUUUGUUGAUCUUUUAAAUGAGAAAGCAAACGAUUCUGGGGAAAAUGAGAUGGGCUAUGUAGAAAGGACGUUAGAGUUCAGUACACGGCAUUUGGAUGACAGGGAUAUAAGAUUGGUAAAAUUCAUAUAUUUCACAUGUUGAAAUGUUUGUUCUGUCUACGAAUUUCAGUACACAGAUGGACCUUACCGGCGUCACUGAUGUGCUGUGGAAGAGGUUCUUCCAGCGGGAAUUCGGUGAGGCUGACAUGAACGUUGCCAUCAAGAGAAUGAAGGAGAGCGGAGUGCGUUACAAGUGGAAGAAUCUCUUCGAGGCAAAAACAGAAAAGCAAAAGCAAGUUGAACAAAGAAUGUCCGCGGGACCCAGAAACAAAUAUGAAGUAGCAAACGCCGGGAUCUCGAAAUAUUUUCAACUUGACAAACAGCAAAUAUAGAGCUCAGAGUUAAGAUCUGUAAUACAGAAGAUUUGAUAUCCUGUAGGGACAUGAUCUUGCGGAAGAUGGGCGACCAUGCUUUGCUGCCACAAGUCUCCUUCACACAGUGCCGCCGGCAAACAUGUCAUACAGCAUUUGUCGAUCAAACAUGUGUUAGAUGAUGGAAAAGAUCACACAUGGCAUUUGAUUUCAAGUAAUGAUGUUAGAAAUUUCACGGUGAUGACCAGAUCUUAAGGUUCCACGGUGAUGAUGGAAAGAUUCCACGGUGAUGACCAGAUCGUGAGGUUCUAUGCUGCGUCGCAGAGGCUGGUUCUUGAAGUUUCUUGAUUUCACCACAAUUUUAGCAAUUUUGUGUACCAGCACUUUCAGCUUAUUUGUAGCAUGUGUGCUUCUGCACAAUACUGAAGUUUUGAACAGUGGUAGCGUGUAACAAACCUAUAAAGCCCUAUGAUGUUUGGCACCAUGAGGUGUUUAUAUGAAUCGGUAACUCUA